UAACAGAUUGAUGUCUGUAACAUACAAACAAAAGACUGUCAGUUAUUAUUUAAGUGCAGUGAUGACGCCACAAUUGAGGCAAUGAAUAACUGUGUUUUUUAAAUCCACCACUGUAAUUCAUUACUGAUUAGUCUUUAUCUGGGUUUGCAUUGUGUGUGUUGAAGAUGCUGUUUGUCAAAGCCUUUGGAAUUUUUACCUGCAUAACUAUCGCCUGUGAAGUUUCAUACUCAUUGAAAUCAAAGAGUGAAAAUAGUAAAAAAUUAUUACAUACAUUGCUGGUCAACAGAGAGAAAAGAAACUCUCAGAAAGAGGAAUUCAGGGACUUUCUGACAGAACUAAAGAGGUUGUUAAAAAAACAAGCAGAAGAGAAAAAAUAUGAUUAUCUUACCAAAACAGGAAAAGAACAGACAGAAGAAACUACACAGAAGACAACAAAUACUGAGUCAACAAAACCUCAGAGUAAUCUAGAAACAAUGACGAUCAACGAGGAUCUUUCUAUGAGAAUGGUGGAUCAUCACGGUAAAAAGACAUUUAAAGAAGCCGACACUAAAAACCCCAGAACCAGUAAAAUGGCUGAGGCCCUCUUAGAAGAAGACACACACGAUUAUCACCCCAGACCAGUGUGGAGGAAGACUGUGAAAGGCAACAAAAGAACCUUUCUGAAGGGAGAUAACAUCUUGUGGAUGAAUGGCAUCAUUCCAUAUAAAAUCAAUGAAAAUGUGGACAGUAUAUGUCAACAGGAAAUACAGGCAGCCAUUGCAGUUUUCCACAGUAAAACAUGCAUCAGAUGGGAACCGUAUUUAGGCAGUGGUCAAGACCAUGUGGAGUUCUUUAUGGGUGGAAUGAGUUCAUCAUAUGUUGGAAAUAUAGAAGUGAGCAAAUAUGGUCGUUUGUAUAACUUGACUAGUCAGCCAAUCAGCAUUGAAUCUAGCCACUGUUCCCUUCAUGUGGUUCUUCAUGAAAUGGCACAUACAGUGGGAAUGACCCAUGAACAAAGUCGCAGUGACAGGGAUCAAUAUGUCACUGUCCACUGGGAGCAUGUUUUAGGGGGUAAAGAUAACCUAAACUUGGUCAAAGAAGAAACUGAUAAUCAUAAUAUUCCUUAUGAUUAUUCUUCUUUGAUGCACUACUCUGUCUUUGCAUUUUCAAAGGAUGGCAAAAAGACUAUUGAAUACAAAAAUUCAGACUAUGAAUUUCUUGGCCUUCGAGAAAAUUCUUUAUCUUUCUAUGAUAUUGAGGACAUAACCAAAGCAUACAAAUGUUCACAGAAAUGUCCAGACAAGAAGUGCCUGAAUGCAGGAUAUGUGGAUCAUACUUGUGUUUGUAAGUGUCCUGAGUAUCUUCGUGGUGAACAGUGUGAGGAAGUGAUAACAAGUGAUUGUGGUGGGGUAGUCGAGCUAUUUGCAGAAAAUGAGAAAAAGUCCAUCUUAUCACCUAAUUACCCUCAGUCAUAUUCAGUUGGAGACACGUGUGUUUGGUUAGUGAAGGCUCCCUUUGGAAUGAAGAUUGAGCUGACCAGCAAUGAUUUUGACCUUCCAGAUGGCAGUUCAAAUCAGUGUUAUCAUUGGCUAGAAGUAAGGUCCAAUCUGAUUGGUCAACCAGGCCCUUUGUAUUGUGGAGAUUCUCUUCCAGUGAUUGAAACAUCUUUAGGGAGCGAAUCUCACUUACUUUUGCUUAAGUUUGACUCUUCCUUCCAGUUCACCAAAUCUGGUAAGGGUUUCAACUUGAUUGUAACGUCAAAAAUUAGCCCCACACAGACAGAUCCAAACUCUUUUUCAAGUACUUCAAACUCUUUUUGUGAGUCUCAUCCUAAUUGGUGUUAUAACGGAGGAUCGUGUGUGAUAAGUAAUGAUGAUGUCAGCUGUGUCUGCCCAGAUCAGUUUUCAGGGAAAUUCUGUGAACAUGACGAAAAUGUGAAUCAAAUUGCAAGUCAAACUCCAGUUGAAUUAGGAACUUAUAAUUGCAAACCUGCAAUAACGUGCAGUAUGAAAGGUCUAACGAGUAAAUACUCAUGGAAGGUUGUGGACAAUUUUCUAACGGUUAUACCAAGACAAGGAACAAAGGGAGAUGAGGCCGAAAUGUUCAUCCCUUUCAAAAUUGCUAAUCGUGACAUGAAUAUGAAAUUCACUUUCAGAUGUUUCAAUGCUGGUAAAUCUGAUGUUACAUUAGAGGUUACACGAUACAUUGAGAGUGCAUACUACCAGUAUGAUGAAUCUGUUUACAUAGGGCGAUGUGAUGAUUCGGGGGCUGCAAAAGACAUAUCUAUUCCUAUUUACCCGUUUUUUGAUGAGGAAUCCACAAUUUUCUUCAAAGCAAAACUGCAAAAUGAUGGGGAUUUCAAUAUUGCAAUUGAAAGUAUCUCCAUUGCUGAAAUUCAUAAUAUGAAAUAGUGAAGUUAAUGUGUGCAUGCAUGUAGUUUUAACAUUCAAAUCUGUUCAAGAUUCUAUGUGGUGUUUGUGCAUACUGUUGUUCCUUUGUAGCCUUGGUUGCAAGAUUUUCCAAGGUGAAUUAAUGGCAACUUUAGUUAUAUAAUGUACAAAGAUUUCUUAAAACUCAAGUAUUU
Molecule: messenger RNA, 2563 nt
Organism: Saccostrea cuccullata (small rock oyster)
Lineage: Eukaryota; Metazoa; Mollusca; Bivalvia; Ostreida; Ostreidae
Product: blastula protease 10-like
Exons: 1
Coding region: 165-2390 (741 amino acids)
Biological process (GO): proteolysis
Molecular function (GO): metalloendopeptidase activity; zinc ion binding
Source: RefSeq, a predicted model, not a curated record